GUAAGCUCAUCAUAUUCAGCGUUUUCCCCCCUAAAAGGAGCUUGUACUUGUUGUUUGUGCCUUGUGCGCUACAAACAAUUGAAUUUGGAGAUGCAAAUUGGCGCCGCCUUGGAAGCAUCCCAGUUAAACCGCGCCUAAAUUCCUCACGAAACAGCUUUCUGCGAUUCUUACAAAGAUCGCGGUGGGCUUCGAUUUUGAAUUUGCAAAGAAAAACUCAGUGAAAUGCCUUCGUCUUCUCUGUUCUUCGGACCCCCAGAAAUGGUUGUCAAGAAUCGCUUUCUGGGUUUCCUUAUUUGGCAGUCCAUUCCUUCAACCAUCGUCUUUUUCCUCUUCAAAAUCUUCAUUUCACCCAUUUCUUCUGUUUCUGUUAGCGAUUCCUCAAGUGGGUCUGGGAACCCAUCAGCCCCUUUUGCUUCAUUGCUCACUGGGUUCCUUACUUUUCUUACAUUUCAUCUCUCUCAACUCCUCUUCUCUGCUUCACUCUCUCUUCUUGCUUCGCCCCAGUUCGAACGACCUUCCGCGCCGCUCGAGCUCGCUUUUGUGCUCGUUCGGUUUCUUGUGGUUUCAGGCGGCGACAAUGCCUCAUCGGCGUCGGCUUCCAAGGAUUUUCGCCGUCGGGCUAUGGUUUCGUUCUAUCUGGUGCUGUUUGUAGUGGCAACUGCCGUUUCGGGUUCCUUGGCGGCGGUUUCUACAUGUUGGGGGAAAUCAGAUGAUCUUAGCAGUGCGUGGCAUACGGGUCUUUUGAUGGGUCUGAUUUAUGGCCUUUUCUAUGUCUACAAGAAGAGAUGGGUUCUAACGUUUCCAAUCAUACAGCGUCCCCCAUUUUUCAGCUUUAAGAUGGGUUUUCCGUCAGCUACCAUGUUGGCUUCCAAACUUUCUGCUGCAGCUUUCCUAUUUUCAGCAGUAUUAAUGGCGCUUCUGCCGGAUCAACUUAAGAGCAAUGCUACAGUCGGGAAAUUCAUUGCUAACCAGGCCAUUCUACUCAUUGGAAGCUUUGCAGUAUUUCUCUCUUGGGAAUUGACUCACCACUUACAUCGGGUUCUACACACCAAGAGGUUUGCUUUUGCACCUCCAAAGGGAUCUGCAGCUGUGGAAUCAAAUCCGAGCGAGUACCUCUUUGCAGCGUUGGACGACAGCAACCCAGGGUCUCUUUUGCAAUAUCUUGCAUUUCUUGAUCUUUGUAUGGUUUGUGAGACUAAUGUCGAUAUAUGGCGAAGAGCUGCAUUUUUUGAAGAAUCAGGCGAGACGUACAAGCGAGUUGUAUCCAUAUCAUUGAGGCCUCUGGAGCAGUUUGCCCUGAACUUGGGUGAAGGUUUGGAAGGUGCUGUGGACGUAACCUCCCAACUAUCCAAACAGUUAUUACCGCCAAAGGACUCUCACUUCGACUUGAAACAAUUGGAAACUCUUAAGAACUUUCAGGUGUAUGCAUGGUGUGCCCGAGCGGUUUCUAUGUUGACCGCUCGCUCACAUGUGGAAGAUCAAUUCGGGGUUGCCCAGCUCUCUGGUAGUAAUGCUACUGUUAUGUCAACACUGUUGUCUUGCCUGCUUGCUGUUGAAGUGCUGAUGGGGAAGAAGACUUAUAUACAAUCUUCACACGAUCUAUUUGGCCCGGCUGGUAUCAAAUGGGCAACAUCAAGUAUUAGAAGAGUAGAUUCUUCAGUUGGUAAAAAGAAAAGCGGUCCGCUGCACUCGAACGCAUAUGCAAUUGCAGACGUAUUGAGGGCGUCGAUCUAUCUCAUUGUUUCUGCAUUCCAUGACGAGAUGCUGAACAGUGCCAAGUCGGGUGUUCUUGAGAAAGAUUGGAUCACUUAUGAAAAGCUCCCUUUCGGUACUCGCGAGUUGCUUCUGCAAAAAUUGCAUAUUUUCUUGGACUUUGAAGCUUAGAUAUAACGGUGAAUUCAUCAUCAUUUUCCCGUUUGCGCCCCGUUCAUCGAGUUAUACCGAACCACCUUUAAGGCAGUUUUGUUGUGUUUGUUUCUUAAGUGUUGUAGCUGGAAUAUGAAGAGGUUGUUAGACUGAUGAAAGUUCACAAACUAAGUUGGUAAGUUCUUAAUACAUUGCCCUUUAUAAACACCAAUCUUUUAGUUGGA
Messenger RNA from Cucurbita pepo subsp. pepo (vegetable marrow), 2090 nucleotides. RefSeq lists its product as uncharacterized. Gene Ontology annotation, molecular function: protein-macromolecule adaptor activity. NCBI's taxonomy places the organism in Eukaryota, Viridiplantae, Streptophyta, Magnoliopsida, Cucurbitales, Cucurbitaceae. The record is from RefSeq and is a predicted model, not a curated record. Gene Ontology annotation, cellular component: nuclear pore transmembrane ring. Gene Ontology annotation, biological process: nuclear pore organization.